Microsporum canis CBS 113480 is the source of this 519-nucleotide messenger RNA. RefSeq lists its product as uncharacterized. The record is from RefSeq and is a predicted model, not a curated record. The transcript has a single exon. NCBI's taxonomy places the organism in Eukaryota, Fungi, Ascomycota, Eurotiomycetes, Onygenales, Arthrodermataceae. The coding region runs from base 1 to 519 and encodes 172 amino acids.
AUGCCCAACUUUUUCUCCUGGCUCUGCUUUUCUUGGCAGCCAGAGCAGCCUUCGUCCCCUAUGGGCCAAUGCGCCUCACUUGAAAAGUUACCUCACUCGGAAUCAUACAACUUUCUGGCACCCAUGUCUACAGGCGGCCGUCCGUCACCACUUAAUUGUCUUCCUCUUACCGCUGAUUUCAAAAAUGCCAACGGUCCACAGACCCUGUCCCGCUCCCAGUUCCAGGUCGAGCAGCGUUUCACGAUCUCGCAAACAAUCGAUAAAACAAACCACAGCGAUCUAUACCGGCCCGUGGGAGUGGAUAUUGCUCAGAAGACGUAUCACCAAACGAGCCUAUCGGGCGCGGGUCUGCCCUCUACGACCCGCCAAGCCUGGAGCAUAUUUCCCCCAGCACCAGAAGAGUGGCAAAAGAGCACAAGCGACGCAGAGCCCCCAGACGGCUGUUUCAUGGACUUUGAGAGCACGCAGGAGAAACGAAGAUGGUUGGAUAGACUCUUCUUUUGGAGAUCGCUUCUCUGA